Drosophila grimshawi is the source of this 833-nucleotide messenger RNA. RefSeq lists its product as uncharacterized. The transcript has 2 exons. The record is from RefSeq and is a predicted model, not a curated record. The coding region runs from base 23 to 751 and encodes 242 amino acids. Lineage: Eukaryota; Metazoa; Arthropoda; Insecta; Diptera; Drosophilidae.
GUUCAAAAUUUCAUUAUUUAAUAUGCACGGAUGUUUUAGCAAAUCGGUAUGUCUGAUGGUGCUUAUAUGUUGCGUGGAGGUGUUGCAUGUGACGCAUGCCGAGAAGUCACAGAGGAGCAAUGAGAAUCUUCUUUGUACCCAUCUACUAAACAUCAAAUUACUGGACAAAUGUUGUGGUAAUUCCAAGACCAGUAAACUGUUAUUCAGAAGCAGCCCUUGUGACGACAUCAAGAAUGAAUAUGGCGCUUGCCAUUAUGCGUGUAUUUAUAAUCACUGGGGACUGCUGGGCGAUAACAAUAUACUGAAUGUGUCCAAUGUCAGUUUGAUGAUAGAUCAACUAUAUGGCGCGGAUAGCGAGUACUUAAGCUAUGGUGAAGUGCUCAGAUCUUCCUACCAGCACUGCAAUAAUCUGAGCAACAUUUUCGUUGACAUUGCGCCCGCAUUAGGAGCACCACCAACAAAGGAGAUUAUUCCUUUUGAGAAAUGCGAUAACAUGGCCAUGUUAUAUAACAAGUGUGUGGCAUCGAAUACGUUUCUUAAUUGUCCCGCACGCUACUGGCAGGAGAACGUCGUCGAUUGUAACGACGGACAGGAGCUGUUGGCCAACUGUGUGGAAUUCUUCAGGGACCUGGACUUCAGUGUGCAUAGCAAGACAGCGAACAGUGGCGCCACGAGCUUCAAGUUGCGCUCGCAAAGACACCAGCCAGACACGCCUUGGUAUACGGUCUUCGUCAAUUGGCUUCUUUUCUAAUCGAUUGGAAAUCCAACUGCUCAGGUUCUUUAGAUAGAAUUAUUUGAAAUAAAGCAGAAUCGUUGAAGUAAGAAAACACGAA